GGCGUUUACACUUCUUUAGUCAUCACUGCCAUAUUUCUUUCAUUAUCUAUGGAUUCAUACACAGUCAAAUGACAUUAAAUCUUUGAAUCUUCUUUCUUUCCUUUCUUCUUAUUAUCGUUUAUUGUUGAUCUCCUCAUGAGGCCCAAUAGUCUGAGGAGAUGAUGAAAACCACGAAGUGAUAUCAAGCAUGAGUUGAAGAAGAGUCCGCCGGCCCUCAAAGUCGUGAACUGAUUUUUAAUGUCAUACAAGCUGAGUCAAGAAUGCUGGUACCCCUCAUUAGCAGUUGGCUUUGGGUAGAGAAUAGGAGUGAGAUCCUUCACACCCUCCAAGAACAAGUUCAAAAGCUCUGGUACGAUUGGGAGCUUCAAGUGUUAAUUCUACUCAGCCUCUUCUUUCAAAUCCUCCUCAUCUUGUUGGGUGACCGUCGAAAGCACAUUGCUGGAAAUAAGAUAGGGUUCAUUAUUUGGAUUGCCUACUUGUCUGCAGACUCAGUGGCAACUUUUGCCCUUGGCAUCCUCUCCAAAACUCAAGGGAAACUACAUACUCAUACCGACGAACUCAGGGCCUUCUGGGCACCAUUUCUUUUGUUACACCUUGGUGGUCCAGAUACUAUCACUGCCUAUGCAUUAGAAGAUAAUGAACUGUGGUUGAGGCACUUGCUUUCACUACUUGUCCAAUCUAGUGUGGCAUUUUAUGUGAUCUUCAAUUCCUGGACUGGUAUUACUCCAAUCUCAAUUCUAACAAUAUUAAUAUUUGUUAUUGGAAUUAUCAAGUAUGGGGAGAGGACAUUGGCUCUUAGGUCAGCAAGCAAGGAGAACUUCAAAGGCUCUAUGCUUAGUGCCCCUGAUCCAGGACCUAAUUACGCCAAAUUCAUGGAACGCUAUGUUUCUAAGCAAGGUGAAGGGUUCAUAGUGGACAUAAAAAGGAUUGGCGAAGCUCGUAGCCUUCAAAAUUAUACCUCUGGAACAAUGGAAGAAGAAGACACUGGCAAUGCUGCUGGUGAUCAUCAUGCAGAAGAUGAUGAGAUUUUGCUAAUUAUAAAAGCACAUGACUUGUUUGAGACAUUCAAGCGUCUCUUUGCGGAUCUCAUACUCAGCUUUCGUGAUGGGGAGGAGAGCAAAAAAUUCAUCAUCCAACAAAACUCAUCACCAGAGAAAACUUUCAGAGUUCUUGAGAUUGAACUUGGAUUCAUGUUCGAUGUUCUUUAUACUAAGGCACCCAUAGUUUACACACGAAGAGGUGGCUUACUCCGAUCACUCUGUUUCUGUCUAAACAUCUCUGUUCUUGUUCUUUUCACAACACUAGUUGGGGUUAAUCCGAAGAAGCACAACCAAUACUCAAACGUUGACAUAGUGGUUACUUACCUAUUGCUAAUUGUGGCCAUUAUCUUGGAAGUUUAUGCGUUAAUCAUUCUUCUAUCCUCGGAUUGGGUGUUGCUCUGGCUGAGCAAGAAGCACAACAAGGCAUCAUCAAUGUGUGCUGAUAUACUCCAGAAAGGGCGACUACUGUGCAAGAAAAAGAAAAAUAGAUGGUCUAAUUCCAUGGGACAAAACAAUCUGAUAUGUUUUUGCCUCAUAGACAAUGAACGCAUAAAGUUUAUUAUGGAACUUGUGAAGCUCACCAAUGUAUUGGAAAUGCUAGAGAUGUACAGGUAUACUUCUUUUGAGGUUGUCCCUGAUAAGCUGAAAGAAAUGAUAUUCGAACGGCUCAAGAGGAAGUUAGAAGCAGGGAAUGCCCCCACAGAUGAUACUAAUGAUGUGAAACACUUGAGCACAAGUGGGGCUUAUCUCCAGAAGCUGCUUGGGUGGAGUAUAGUUGAUGUUGAAUUUCACCAUAGCAUUCUUCUUUGGCAUAUUGCUACUGAUCUUUGUUAUUAUGAUCAGCAUCACCCCAACUCACCUCCACUACCACCACCACCACCACCACCACCACCACCACCUCCUCCUCCUCCUCCAUCUCCACCUCUACCUGACAUGUGCAAGCUCUUAUCAGAUUAUAUGUUGCAUCUUCUUAUUGCACAUCCUUUUCUGUUGCCUGAAGGGAUUGGACAGAUCAGAUAUAGAGAUACCAUUGCAGAAACCAGAGAGUUUUUCAAGGGAAAAAAAUCAGGUGGUUUGACAGAAGAAAAUGCUCGUAACAUGUUGCUUGAGGUGAACACAGAAAUUAAACCUGAUGAAGUGAAAGGAGAUAGAAGCAAGUCUGUCCUAUUUGAUGCAUGUAGGCUUGCAAAGAGUUUGCUAUCAUUGAGAAUAGAGGAGAGAUGGGAAAUAAUGACUACUGUUUGGGUGGAUACGCUGGCAUAUGCUGCGAGUCAAUGUAGAGGGGCAAACCAUGCCAAACAACUUAGUCGAGGUGGAGAACUUAUAACUCAUAUAUGGCUUCUCAUGGCACAUCUUGGUAUAACACAACAAUUCCAAAUUUCUCAAGGCCAAGUGAGGGCUAAGUUGAUUUUUAACUAACAAGUCAAUUAUUUAAAAAAAAAAAAAAAUGAUUGCCUUAUUUUUGGAUUCUAAUUUGUUUUCUUAUGGAAAUUUCAAUUCUGAUCUUGAACUUUUGAUAGUGUGGUUGUAUUUGAGUAUCCUUGGAAUUACCUAUACAUAGCUAUUUUGAUACC
Macadamia integrifolia is the source of this 2614-nucleotide messenger RNA. RefSeq lists its product as uncharacterized. The record is from RefSeq and is a predicted model, not a curated record. Bases 261 to 2459 code for a protein of 732 amino acids. The transcript has 2 exons. Lineage: Eukaryota; Viridiplantae; Streptophyta; Magnoliopsida; Proteales; Proteaceae.